This is a messenger RNA of Xenopus laevis (African clawed frog), 2054 nucleotides long. RefSeq names its product thiamine triphosphatase L homeolog (gene thtpa.L). Gene Ontology annotation, cellular component: cytoplasm. The transcript is spliced from 3 exons. The record is from RefSeq and is a predicted model, not a curated record. The coding region runs from base 939 to 1583 and encodes 214 amino acids. Gene Ontology annotation, molecular function: thiamine triphosphate phosphatase activity; magnesium ion binding. Gene Ontology annotation, biological process: thiamine diphosphate metabolic process; thiamine metabolic process. Lineage: Eukaryota; Metazoa; Chordata; Amphibia; Anura; Pipidae.
AGGGGGCUCAUGUGAGUGGCACAGAGCCAGCCUGUACCUGCCUCCUUCAAGAUGACAGACUGCAAGAGACAACAGGGACAAAUAGAGAGACAGCGCAGUAAAAGAGCAGGGAGAGUGUGCGCAGAGUAGCAGAUGCAUCCGCCAUUGAAAAAUCAGCAUCUCUUUUACCCUCCCACCAAAAUCCAGCCAUAUAUAUCUCACCCCCACCCGCAUGAGCUCCCUGAGGUGUGAGCUGGCAGCUGUGGGCACUGACCAUCUGUGUGCGUGUUCAUGUAUUUGCGUUUGUGUAUGCCCUGCGUGCGCGUAACCAGGCAAAGAGCCUGGCAGAGAGAAAAAGAGAGAGUGGGGCAGAGAGAGACACAGACGGGGAACAAGACAGCAUGAGAGAUAUGAAUUGGCAGUGAGAUGGGCAGAAAGAGGCAUAUAGCGGGAGUUGGCAGAGAUACAACGCUAGCGUACAAGCUGGCACAGAUGUGGCCCCUUCAGAGCUGGCACCUGGUACUUUAUAUUGUGUGGAACAGAAAACGCAUAAAACUGAGUGCGGGAGAAAAGGCGAGAAAGGAAAUGUGACAUGAGACAUGUCACAAGAAAGGAAGAAAGACUGGCACAUGAAUACUAUCCAUCCUAAUCUUGAUACUCUAUAAUGCGACAUAGUCACUAAGUGAUUGUCAUCCAUGCGCUGCAGAUUGCCCUUUGUGUGCAUUUGUCCUGUAUGUGAUGUGUCCAUAUAUGUGGCCUUGUCAUUACGUCAACGUGUCCACCAUGCCACACUGAGUCAUGGCCUAUGAGAUGUGCAAAGGGAACUGUGCAAAGUAAAGCGAGACAUCCAUAUGAUCAUCGCAUAAGGCUGUCAGCGAGACUUCAAGGGAAGGAUACAAGAGACCUCCAGAGAAUGGUCCUGUAUUGCUUUAUAGAGGUCUACAGUUCUCUACAAGAACAUGUAUUCGCCAACACAGUUAUCUGGCCCAAUUGAAGUGGAACGAAAGUUUGUUCCAGGCCCCCAAUUUGAGGAUAAACUGCACAGAUUGGGAGCAAAGUUGCAGAAGGAACUGACAUUCCGAGAUUCUUAUUAUGACACCUCUGACUGUCGGCUAACACUGGGUGACGUCUGGCUGCGGCUAAGGGAAGACAGCUGGGAGCUCAAAUACCCACCACAGCGGGGAACCAGAGGCCUGAAUGGAGCCUCUACACAGUACCUGGAGCUGAGUUGUGAAACAGAUAUUGCCCGCAGGGUGAGUGAAGAACUCAAUAUCCCAUGCCCCUGUAGCCUGGACUUAUUGGAACUGCAGGAGUUUGCCAGCUUUGUGACAAAGAGGCGUAGAUUUGAUAUUCCACCGAGGAAUGGAUCGAAGCAUAAGGUGGUUGUCGACCUAGAUACAGCAGAUUUUGGCUUUUCUGUGGGCGAGGUUGAGGUUCUAGUGGAGACCCAAGAAGAAGUGCAGAGUGCCCUUAAGGAAGUAGAAGGGAUUUGCAAGCAGCUAGGUGUACUCAGCGAUUCUCCAGUUCCAGGGAAAAUGUCAACAUUUCUCAAGAUUAAUCGAGCAGAUCAUUACAAGCAGCUUCUGGAAGCACAUGUUCUAUAAAGUGCCGUACAUAAACCAUAGCAACCUGGAAAAAUGCACCACCCCAGGAUACAAUUGCCAUGUCUUUUGUUAGUUGCAGUCCCAUAUAUAUGCAUCAAGCAACCACAAUAUAAUUAAGUAUUUUAAGUCUCCUUUGUUUUUCUUUGAUACCUUUUAAUGUUAACUAUAUGAAUAUUAAGUAAGCAGCCUUUCAGAACUUUGAGGUCCCUUCUUAAGGCUGAUUUUGCUUAAUGAUAGCCUGCUUUAAUUUUAGCAUAUGUCCUCUACCACUGUUCUGUAUCAAACCGAUUCCCACACUAUCAUGUGACAACAAUUACCAUCCUCCAAUACACUGAAUCAUCCAAUUUAUCCAUGACACAUAAUAUUUACCGGGGCGAGCCUCUGCCUAGUCACAUGAUUGCAUUUUCCAUGUUUUCAUUUAAAUUCCACCCUUAUUUUUCUAUCCUGAAGAAUUUAAGUCUAGAUAUUGUA